ACUCAUAAUGAUAGAGUUCGAAUCCCGAGGCAAAGUCAUUCACACCGAUUUAUCGACAAGCUUUUUGAUCAGCGUCAUCGAGACAAAACCCUCAUCGGAGACGGCGGAGUAGAAGAAGAAGAAGAAGAAGAAGAGAGGGAUGGGUGGUGUUGGCUUCGCAAUGGGAGUUCUCGGUGGCCUUCUUCUCGCUCACGCCGCCUACGCCACCAUCCAAUAUCGUGGCAUGCUGAAGAUCGUGGAGGAGGAGUUCUCUGGACCUCCCAUGAACGUCGUGGUGGAGCUUCUCAUUGCUAUGACCCUCUGUAUGGUUGCUGGUCUUACCGUGCCUGGCAAAUUCCUCUCCAUACUACCUGAUUCUGAUGAAAACCGGGUCGUUUCAUUACCAGCUAACCUAGACUUUAUGAUCUUCAAUCAUCGAGGGAGAGUACUCCCAUUUGAUGCUGAUUUGAAGUUUGAAGAAAUAGAACAUCUCUUUGUAUUGAGACAUCUUUUCUCUGUUAUAAGCUCAGAUUUAUUGAAGGGAAUAACACAGUGAUUGACUGGUCUUUUCUUUUUAUGUCUUAGUUCUUUUGAUCUAAGACUGUAAUGCGCUAAGAUUUACUUCAAUAGCAUUUUUUGGAGCUAAUUUUGGUUGCCA
This is a messenger RNA of Dioscorea cayenensis subsp. rotundata (Guinea yam), 637 nucleotides long. RefSeq names its product membrane magnesium transporter. Gene Ontology annotation, cellular component: plasma membrane; early endosome; EMC complex. The coding region runs from base 140 to 535 and encodes 131 amino acids. The record is from RefSeq and is a predicted model, not a curated record. The transcript has 4 exons. Lineage: Eukaryota; Viridiplantae; Streptophyta; Magnoliopsida; Dioscoreales; Dioscoreaceae.